Cuculus canorus (common cuckoo) is the source of this 6373-nucleotide messenger RNA. It is a transcript of the gene LGI1, whose product is annotated as leucine rich glioma inactivated 1. The record is from RefSeq and is a predicted model, not a curated record. Gene Ontology annotation, molecular function: protein binding. The transcript has 9 exons. The coding region runs from base 921 to 2552 and encodes 543 amino acids. NCBI's taxonomy places the organism in Eukaryota, Metazoa, Chordata, Aves, Cuculiformes, Cuculidae.
GUGCUGCCGAACAGCCCCGAGCGCUCAUUAGGUGCAAACAAAUGCCUCUGGGAGGGUCUGAAGGGAGCACGGGGGCCGAGGAGCCGUCCCAGCCGUGUCAGGGAUGCGGAGGGUCCUAGAAUCAUUGAAUCACUGGGCUGGAAAAGACUUCUUGGAUCAUCGAGUCCAACCAUUCCUAUCUGCCACUAAACCACGUCCCUGAGCGCCGCAUCUACCCGUCUUUCAAAACACCUCCAGGGAUGGGGACUCCACCCCCUCCCCGGGCAGCCUCUGCCAGUGCCCAAUGACACUUUCUGUGAAAUUUUUUUUCCUGAUGUCCAGCCUGAACCUCCCGUGGUGUAGCUUGAGGCCAUUCCCCCUUGUCCUGUCCGCUGUCACUUGGGAGAAGAGCCCAGCUCCCUCCUCUCCCCAAUCUCCUUUCAGGUAGUUGUAGAGAGCGAUAAGCCGCCCCCCGUAAGGUUUGUUCCCCGGCGCCCCGCAGCAGAGCGCUCUCCCACCGCGAUGCCUCCGAGCCUCUGACACCCCCCCAAGUCCCACCUGCUUCAAACCCCAUUGCGAGAGGGAUUCGCACGCGCUGCGCGCCCCUCGCAGAGGGAAGACACCCGCCAGGGGCUGCCCCGUUACUAAAGCCCCCGAGACGCCGGAGGAGAAACGGGAGCGCAGCCGGUUGGAUUUUCCCCAUCUUACAGCACCUCGCAGGUCUCUUCUCUGAGCAGUACCGUUGCCUGAGUGAGUGGAAACAUACAGAUCAGCUGCAGGUUUCUGUCUACAACAGAGUGAAAGAGAAAGAAAAGGGUUGGGAAAGCAGAGACAAAUAUUGACCUGGACUUACAGAAAGACAUCCAAUGGCUGAAUAAAGAACCCCUGUUCAUGUUUUGGGAUAUUCUUUCAACUGGCUGGAACGAGAGCGGAUCAAAAGAAUGGGAAAUGCCAGCAGACCCUUUAGAAGAAUUGCUUGUUUCUUAUGCCUUUUAUCUGUGCUUUUGCUGACUGAAGGGAAGAAACCAGUGAAGCCAAAAUGUCCUGCCUGGUGUACUUGUACCAAAGAUAAUGCUUUAUGUGAAAAUGCCAGAUCUAUUCCUCGCAGCGUUCCGCCUGAUGUUAUCUCACUAUCCUUUGUGAGAUCUGCUUUUACUAAAAUCCCAGAAGGGAGUUUUUUGCUCACACCAUCUCUGCAGCUUCUGUUGUUUACAUCCAACACUUUUGAUGUUAUUAGUGAUGAUGCUUUCAUGGGCCUUCCUCAUCUAGAAUAUUUGUUCAUAGAGAACAACAGCAUUAAGUCAAUUUCAAGAAAUACUUUCAGAGGACUGAAAUCUUUAAUUCACCUGAGUCUUGCAAAUAACAAUCUCCAAUCGCUUCCAAAAGACAUAUUCAAAGGCUUGGAUUCUUUAACAAAUGUAGAUCUUAGAGGCAAUGCAUUUAAUUGUGACUGCAAACUGAAAUGGCUAGUGGAAUGGCUGGGCAGCACCAAUGCGACGGUUGAAGACAUAUACUGUGAAAGCCCACCAGAAUAUAAGAUGCGCAAAAUCAAUAGCCUCUCUCCGAAAGAAUUUGAUUGCAUUAUUACAGAAUUCAAAGUUUAUCAGACGCUGCCAUACCAAUCUCUGUCAGUAGAUACUUUCUCAUACAUGAAUGAUGAACAUGUGGUUAUUGCUCAGCCCUUUACUGGAAAAUGCAUCUUUCUUGAAUGGGACCAUGUAGAAGUGAUGUUCAGGAAUUACGACAACAUUACAGGUACUUCAACUGUUGUGUGUAAACCUAUAGUUAUUGAGAGUCAGCUGUAUGUCAUUGUCGCACAGCUGUUUGGAGGCUCCCACAUAUAUAAAAGAGAUAUUUUUGCUAAUAAGUUUAUAAAAAUUCAAGAUAUUGAAAUCCUUAAAAUCCGAAAACCCAAUGACAUUGAAACUUUCAGGAUUGCUGAAGGCUGGUAUUUUGUUGUGGCAGACAGUUCAAAGGCUGGUUUCACCACUGUUUACAAAUGGAAUGGGAAUGGAUUUUAUUCCCAUCAGUCUCUGCACGCCUGGUACAGAGAUACUGAUGUAGAGUAUCUUGAAAUAUCCGGCAAACCACAUUUAAUUCUGUCAAGUAGUUCCCAAAGACCUGUAAUAUAUCAAUGGAACAAAGGAACAAAUGAAUUUGUUAAGCGUUUUGAUAUCCAAGAUAUGGAAGAUGCAUAUGCAGUGAAACAUUUCAAAGUGAAAGAGGAUGUAUACAUUUGCUUAACAAGAUUUAUUGGGGACUCUAAAGUAAUGAAGUGGGGUGGUUCAGCAUUUCUGGAUUUACAAAGGAUGCCAUCCCGAGGGUCAAUGGUAUUCCAACCACUUCAGAUAAAAAAUUAUCAAUAUGCCAUUCUUGGAAGUGAUUAUUCUUUCACUCAAGUUUAUUAUUGGGAUGCUGAAAAGGCAGAAUUUGUGAAGUUUCAAGAAUUAAACGUACAGGCACCAAGAUCGUUCAUACAUGUCUCCAUCGAUAAACGAGAUUUUCUCUUUGCUUCAAGUUUUAAGGGAACUACAUUGAUUUAUGAACAUUGCAUAGUUGACUUAAGCGCAUGACACUCAUAACUCUAAGAUUACAUCAGACUUUCUACCAUAAGUGGACAAAAUGAACUAAAUGCAUGAUGACUCUCUUAUCUUACUUCCAAAUGAAUGCCUUUAAAAGUUGAGAUUGCUACAACAAAUUAUUACUAGUAUCUUCAUCUUUAAUUGUCAAGUCUAGUGGUGUUGGAAGUUGCAUUUUUUAACAAAAAGAAAUUAAAUUAACUGUUCUUUGCAUCCACAAUAUGUAAAUAUGUGUGCAACUGCAUCUGUUGCCAUAAAGAAUAUUAAGAUGUAAUUUUCCAUUUAUUUAUUCACCUGUUUGAAACAACUGCCAAAUAAAAUGUUUACAUUUUGUGUCUUUCACAUUCCAAAUAUUAUUUGCAGGUGAUACUUUUUAUUUGUGUAUAUAUUAUACACAUAUAAAAUAAACCCAAGAAGGCAUAUUGCCCAGUACAAUAUUGCCCAUGGAAGAUGCACAAUAUUGAAGAUCAGGUGAGUUUUACAUACAACAAGAAGUUCUUGAUAAAAAUACAGCAUCGACCCCUGGUCCUAUAAAUUAUCACCUGGACAUAUCUUUGCAUUUAUGGGAGGCUUCGCUGAUUUAAAUGGGGCUUCACCCAGAAAAGAGCAUUCUCACAUAGAUCCAGUUGUAGGAUAGGGCUUUGCACUGUGUAUAGCUGCAAGCACCUGAUUUUCUAGAUAUUUACAAGAAAUCAACAGAAUAAAAGACCAGGUAAAGGUCUGUCUUUCUUCACCUCAUGCUGAAGCAGCACAAAAUAAAUCUCUGUAUGACACUGGGGCUGUUACCAUGCUGAAAAUUAGAAGCACAGCUUAUUUUUCAGCUAGCAUUAUUUCUGUGUCUGAACUGUCACACAUCACUUGCAUGAAUUCCAUGUGUUCUGUCAAAUCUUUCCACUGUUAUUGCAGUUAUUUAAUCUUCAAUGAAUUUAUUCAUUAUUCUGAAUGAAGCUAAUGAAUGUGAAGUCAUUUUUUUUCACUAUCCUGCAAUGAAGUUUAGUAACAGAUACUUCUGAAAUUCAGGGAACUUUGAAUGUAUCAGGACAAAUUCCAUUGGUGUGGCAUAUGCAAUUCCAGGGAAGCUACUUAGAUCUGUUAAAUUAUGCCAAGACUGAAUUUGGUAUGAAAAUCUAUUACAAACUCAAAGUUAAAUAGUCAUUUGUUUACAUAUAUCUAGUGGAUCAAUUGUGAGAAACCAGUACUGCUACUGAAGAUCAUUUUUGCAGCCAAGUAAGAGAAUAUAAGGUGAUUUUAGACACCUUUGCACUUGGAGUUACCAAGUCUUGUGCUUUGGUGCCAUGUUUAAAAUAUACACGUCAAUACUGUACAUGUUUAUACGCAUUUCUAACAUUUCUAAAAUUCACAGGCACUGGUUGGCAAAUGAGACUCAUCAUGCUAUGCACGUCAGAUAAUCACACAAGCUGAUUCUGCAAGCUGGCUGCUUCCUGUACUCACAGAGACCCCAAAAAGACAGGGCAGUUUAAGCCUCAGUCACUUCUCCUUCGGUUAUGGUGCUGCUGAGAGCAUCUGUUAGUACAGAAAAAAAAGUAAUCAUUAAGAAAAAAGCCAUAUAUAUUUUAAGAAGUUAACCCUAAACAGCAUGCUCCUGUAAUAAAGUUUUUUAUAUUAAAUGUUAUUUGAAAAGGAAAAAAAUCCCACAUAAACAAUGCUUCUCUAAGAAGUUCAUUUUUCUGAUGCCUUUUUAUCAAUAGCUGCCUGUGCUCUGGUCAGUAUUUGGCUUAAUAAUUAUCUCUUCCAUAAAUAUUUACAAGGUGAUGAGAAAGAUUUUAAACUAUGUUUCACAGUAGAAGCCACCGAUGUUUUUUUUAACAAAUACAUUUUCAAAAACCGUCUUGAUAAAUCAUCACUCAUUUGAGAGAUUUCCUUUAUAAAUCUUUACUUGCUUUCAAACCUCAUGAUUUCAAACCUCAGAUGAAUCCAAAUAAUAUUUUUUUAUUAUUUCUCAAUGCUGGCUGCACAACUGUGAUUCCUAACUCAGUUUGUCCAUCUCUUCUUCAAUCCCCAUUGCGUAGAAGAGGAAUGAAAUGGAAAGUCAUGAACCAAGCCCCAAACUAGCAGCAAAACAUGAAGUGUUUUCCACUUCAUCUUGCCUUUUGUUUCAGUCUUUUACUUACAAUCUUAUUGAAUUGCGUACACUGAUUUUGAUCUGAUUUCUUCCAUUAUACUUGCCUACAUGCAUUCUCUAUCAAAUUAUCGAGAUAAUGGCUAUGUAUCCUUCUUAUUAUGAACGUAUUAUGGAUGUCUGGCUGCCUUUAAGUGGAGUUAGAUAACCUUGCUAAUAUUUAUUUACAAACACUAUGCCCCAAUAUAUUGCCUCACAAUUGUACCUUGAGAAGGUUGUUUCAUGGAAUUAUAUUACAGCCAUCUACAGGCCCUAUGCUAUAGUAGUGCUAUGAUUGUUUUCCUGAAUUAAUUUAUUUUGAAACAAUAUGAUGGACUUAUGGGAAUUCACUGGGUUUUUUUUUUUUUCCUGUCUUUAAAGGAAGAGUUUAAAAGCCUGCACUUACUUACUCACUAAAAUUUUAUGGUCACGAUACCGGUAAAACCAGCCAUGGUAUAGUGGAGCGUGGUAAGGGAUUAAUCUGCUGCAUUAAUCUGCCAUUUGGUUUUACUCAGGAAAUUUUACUGGUAGUCAAGCACUACCAAUUUGGGAAGUACUUAAUACCUAUGUCACUUUUGGAAGUUCAACUAAUUCUCAAUCUAAAUCUGUUCUCUUUUGAAAAUCCCCUUCUCUGGUCAGUUUAUAUCAGAUGAAGAUUCACAGGGACUACAGUCGGUUUCUUAUCAUGCAAGUAUAGCAUUUCAUUGCACCACGUAAGGAACGGGGAUAUUUUUAGAACAGAACUCAUAAUCCUUAACGUAGAAGAGUGUAAAGGCUCAUUACGUGGCUCCCUAUGCUGUUUCUUCCUAGUUUCAGACACUGGGCAUUUUAACAGCUCCUCUGAGCAAAAGGCCAUAUUCCGUCCUGGUUCUCUGCUCAGAAUUCCUUCUGUGGAAUUCCCAGACAAAGACUAAAAUAGAACCUUUUAUCAUAGAUACGUUAAUACUUUCUUUAGAGGUUUCUUAAGCAAGGUCUACUUUACUUGCAGCUGAAUGGUUGUCUCCUGCGGUUGUAAUGGAUUUGCUAAACUCCCUAAUCGUUUUGUUUAUGACUGACAGUAUGUAAAGUCCUAAAGGUAUUAUAGAAGACACUAUUGAAGGUUAUUAAUGGAUAAUGCUGAUACUUGAUGCUGCUUAGUCAUGUUGUCUAAGACAGAAAAAACUGUUAAUGGGAUUGUAUUGUAUUCCUACAACUACUUCAUUAUGAUUUUAACGGAGCACAAAUAUAAAAAACAUACACUUCUCUACACAAGAAGGGAUAUAUAAAAUACAUUCAGAAUACCUGAUACUACACCAUGUGCAGCUUUUUUUUUUCCCUUUGUCUGUUGUAAUGUCUAGGACUUGCAGGUUUUUUUGUUUCUACUUGUUUUCCGCUGAAGAAAUAUUCCAAAAUGCAUUCUGCCUACUAAGAAGAAAAUUCAUUAAGGAAAACACUCAUUCUGUAAAAUAACGGAAGAAAUAGGGACAAAUUGUAUUACUGGUUUGGAGUUGCAUUUUAAUUACGACUUACUCUUAAUACCCUCCUUUUUUUAAACUUUAUUUGAAGGGGCGAUAACAGCCAUUCAAAGUACUCUUGAGGACAGGAAACAACUAUUAGCAUAGUUAAUAAUAUGCGUGAUAUGCUUUGAUGUGUUCUAGUGGGAAGCUAAAUGUCUAACAGCUGUAUUUAUGUAUAUGAGCAUUACAAUAGAUUGUGC